Messenger RNA from Podarcis lilfordi (Lilford's wall lizard), 5492 nucleotides. The record is from the annotation of a GenBank genome assembly. Lineage: Eukaryota; Metazoa; Chordata; Lepidosauria; Squamata; Lacertidae.
AUGAAGCACGCGGACCUGCAUUUUCUAAUUGGAAUUAUUCUUUCUCCUGCGGUAAGUAUUCCCCAGUGCUUCAGUCCUCAGCAUCUCUGGUUAGGGCUUGGAGAGACGCCUGUCCAAUCAGAACCCGGGAGAGCUGCUAUUAGUCAGUGUAGACCACGGGUCUGCAACCUUUAAGACAAAAAGAGCCACUUGGACCGAAGAAAAAAAAACUGGGAGCCGCAAAACCAUUGUGACAUUUAAAACAGUGGGGAGUGUUGGGGCACACAAUGCGCCUCCUCCCCUCGCUAGUAUCCGCCCCGGAGCCGCGACAAAGGUGUAAAAGAGCCACAUGCGGCUCUGGAGCCGCGGGUUGCUGACCCCUGGUGCAGACAAUACCUGAGCUACGUGGCAGCUUCCUCUGCGAUUCCUAUAUGUCCUAAUGAUCAAGCAAGGGGAAGUGGGUGGCACUGUGGUCUAAACUUUGGGUAGGCAAACUAAGGCCCGGGGGCCGGAUCUGGACCAAUCGCCUUCUAAAUACGGCCCACGGACAGUCCAGGAAUCAGUGUAUUUUUACAUGAGUAGAAUGUAUCCUUUUAUUUAAAAGGGUUUUUUUGUGGGGCAUAGGAAUGCAUUCAUUUUUUUCCUUUCCAAAAUAUAGUCCGGCCCCCCACAAGGUCUGAGGGACAAUGGACCGGCCCCCUGCUGAAAAAGUUUGCUGAUCCCUGGUAAACCAUUGAGCCUCUUAUGCUUGUCGAUCGGAAGGUUGGUUGUUCGAAUCCCCGCGACGGGGUGAGCUCCCGUUGCUCUGUCCCUGCUCCUGCCAAGCUAGCAGUUCGAAAGCACACCAGUGCAAGUAGAUAAAUAGGUACCGCUGUGGCGGGAAGGCAAACGACGUUUCCAUGCGCUCUGGUUUCUGUCACGGUGUUCCGUUGCGCCAGAAGCGGUUUAGUCCUGCUGGCCACAUGACCCGGAAAGCUGUCUGUGGACAAACAGCAGCUCCCUCGGCCUGAGAGCGAGAUGAGCGCCGCAACCCCAUAGUUGCCUUUGACAGGACUUAACCAUCCAGGAGUCCUUUACCUUUACUGAUCAAGCAUUGGAGCAAGGGCUGGAGAUGCUUCAGUUCAAAGCCUGUAGCAUGGUUACUUGCAAGUAGGACUCUGAGAUGGGUGAUUGGACGUUAUGCCAGGAGUGCUGAAACUUUUUUUCUCUGAGCCACACUUUCAGAAUAAAAAUUUGCUCGCGCCAUACUGAUUUUUUUUAUCGACCUGUCAAUAAACCUCACUGAUUAUUUUAUUGUCCUCUUGACAACAGGACAGCAUCUUCCUGAGGGCAGCAGACUCACUUAGGGGGUGCAGGCAGGCCACAAGGUACAUGUGCCCACCUCCUCCAGCAUUUACUGGCUAUGGGUUCUGCUUCACACUGUCUAAUGGUAGGGCCAGUGUUGGUAGGAAAUCGUUAAAAGUCCUUAACAGGAGCAGCAGGCUACGCUGUUAUUAAUUAGAUGAUUAAUAAGAUUAUUAAUAAGAUGAUAAUGUAUACAGUCGUACCUCGGAUCUCAAACGCCUUGGCUCCUGAACAAAUUGGCUCCCGAAUGAUCUAAACUUGGAAGAGAGUGUUCCAGUUUUCGAACGAUUUUUGGAAGCCAAAUGUCUGAUGGGCCUUCUGCGGCUUCUGAUUGGCUGCAGGAGCUUCCUGCAGCCAAUCAGAAGCCAUGCUUGGGUUUCUGAACAUUUUGGAAGUUGAACGGACUUCCGGAACGGAUUCUGUUUGACUUCCAAGGUACGACUGUACCUGCAAGAAAGGGGUCUUCCUUUGGAAAUGAAAAAUUAGCUACAGGUUUUUUGUUUUUGCUUAUUGAACUUCUCUGAGAAAGGGAAGAUCCAGAUUAAAUGGAUUAAAAGACACACCAAAGAGCCUUAUCUCCUUACAUUUAAUUGGUAAAAAAAAAUAGCUCAGCCAUGUGCAUCAGAUAUUUCAAAAUCCCUUGGGCAGGAUGGAUACCCUUAAUUAGAGCUUUUUUCCAGCUGGAACUCUAUUCUGACCGCUCUUUUUUCUAGAAAAAUAGCACUGUCCCUAAUGAUCGCCACAUAUUGACAUCUUGCAAUAAAUUUGUGAUUAUAUAUUCUGUUUCUGUUUCUUGGGCAGAUUGUGGCAGCCUAUCCCAUUUCAAACUACAGGGCUCACUAUGCAAAACUGGUAAGUGCAAAGUUCAGCAGCAGCUGCUGUUGUGUUAAAAUUAAUACGCACUUUAAUUAGAAUUGAAAUUUUAAUUAAAAUUAAUUGAUCGAGCAAUUAAAUACAUUAAAAUUCAAUUUUAAUUCACAAUUAAAUUAACUUUUAAUUAACAUUAAUGAAUAUGCACUUUAACUCCCUUAACGAAACAUGGAGGUCAACAUCAAAAGAGAUGUUGUGAAACAUGUUUCAAGUAUAAUUACACUUCAUCAAGGGAAACAGUACCUCUUAUAAUAUCCUAAUUAUACACAAGAUAAACUGGAUAGCAAAAAAAUUAUCUUUCUUUGAUCCAUUCAAGCUUUUUCCGCCUCCCAUACUGGCCAGACCAUUGUCCGUAGCUGACAAUUUACAGAUUUGAAAAUACAGUAAGGGACCAGCAGCCUCAAAAAUAAGGGAUCAGCAGCCAAAAUAAGGGAUUUUCCAAGCACAGGUAUGUUCAACUUCUGAGCCCCUCCAAGCCAAAGGCAGAAAGCCCAGACAGCAGCCAAACAAAGCCUCAAGCGGUGGUUCCCACAGCGCAGCAACCCUACAAAGGGGAUGCAGCAAGGAAAACCACCGUCACCUCUCCGCUGGGAAGCGCUGAGCAAAGGCGAGUCCCCAGGCAACGCGGCCGAUUUGAUCGGCACAAGGCAUGCAAGCUCCACCCCCCAGUCAUUCUUAGACUCCUUAUUGGGUGAGCAACGCAGCCAAGCAACCCAGUUGGAGCCUCCCUCCUCCCUGGCCGGCAGGGAGGGAGGGAGAGGAGCUGCUUCCUUUGAAACCCGGGAAAUUUAAGGGACAUCAUCAAUAAGGGACAGCAGCGGGACACAGCGCUGGGAUAAGGGACUUUCCUGCCAAAUAAGGGACAGUUGACAGCUAUGCAUUGUCAUUCAGGAGGACUGCCUCCCUUCAGCAAUAAAGAAGCGAAAUGAUGUAUAGCCCAUUAACUCCAGAGCUUUAAAACUAUGCAAAAUAUUGCUUCCCUUCUGAAGGCAGCCACUGGCUGCUUUUAAAGGGACUUUAAAGCACCACUGUGAACUGCUGUGUAAGGAAAUAUGAAUUAAAACCAGUGCCACUCUGAAAACAAGUCCAGAAAUAGAGUGUGUGUGUUGCAAAAAAACUGCAGAUAAUCACAAAGACAUUAUUUUUACAUGUGCGCCUAGUACAUAGAAACAUCUGUAUGUUUAAAGGGGCUUCAGGCUGUAGACACCUGUUAAUUCCCCUCCGACCUGCAAAUGUAAGCAAAUAAAAGAAUGUGAUUUGGUAAAAGACAUAUAUUUUGUUAGCUGAUGUAGACUGUCAUAUUAAAAGGUAAAACUACCUCUUUUCUUUUUUAAAUGAAUUUUAUUUUUCUAUUUUCCCAUAAUAUUUUGACAUAGAUACAAUCCAAUAUUUUCCACAAAAAUAUAACGUGGGUUGGCGGGGUUGGGGGGGACGUUAUUGGGUUGUUGUUUUGAUUAUAUACGGGAUAUAGGGUGGUAUAUUAAUAAUAAUAAUAAUAAUAAUAAUAAUAAUAAUAAUGUAUUUUUAAUCUUUGUUGGAAGCUGCCCAGAGUGGCUGGGGAAACCCAGCCAGAUGGGUGGGGUAAAAAUAAUAAAAAAUUAUUAUUAUUAUUAUUAAUUUGACUCCCCACUCCUUUUGCGGUUUCUUAUAUUUUUUAAAUUUAUAACACUGAAUCUCCUUCAUUACUCCAAUUACUCCCUAGUUAGCUUUUAACCUUAAUUUUAACUGUUUGGUUUAAGUUAAUCCUGCUAGUGAUCCUAUAUGUGUACAAUAACAUUUCAGAUAGCCCACGAAUUCCCCCCCGUCUUUUCUAAAGUUCCUCCCCCUCUUGUUUCCUUAUUGCUCCUGUAGGUUUUGCCAAAAACUACCUCUUUUUUGCGGUGGCUCUCAGUUUGUGGAAUAUUCUACCCACGGAGUCUUGCCUUGGGAAGUUGUUGGCUAGUUUUAUCCUUGUUUUUAUUAUGUAUUUCUUCUUUUUAUCUUGCAUUUUUCUGCUGCGAACUGCCUUGAUGUCUUCGGAUGAAGGGCGGGAAUGCAAAUUUAAGAAAUGAAUAAAAGCUAAAUAUAUAGAUUUUUUGAUGUCAGCAGCCUAGGGCCCUCAAAAGACCUCCGUUUAAACAUGUACAUAUGAAAAUAACCUUUCCUUCCCUUGUCCUUCAACAGGUCUCAAGAGUCAACAGCUACAAACCUUUCCCGCAGCAGGUAUAAUGAAUCUCUUACACCAAUCGCUGCUAGUUUGGAAUGAAAGCAAAUUGGAAUUUUGCAAUGUAAUCCGAGAUACUGCUCAGAUCAUACCUACAGAACCGUUUUACCGAUAAGCCUGCCCGUCUCUUCCACCAGUUACUGUUUUCUGUUUGGGUUUUAACUGUUUUGGCUAUAUAUUAUACCUCCCUCACCCUGAGAGAGGUGUGUGUGGAAAUGAUGCAUAAAUACAUAAAAUAAUAAAUUACACACAAAAUACAAGCGGCGGUGGGGAAAUAAAGAAGCAUUUUGGUCUGUUUAGGAAGUGGUAGGUGCAAAUACCCCCUUGGGGUAUAGACACCGAAAACGGAGACAGUAUUAGCAGGACAGAAAAAGGAAAUAAGGUUGACCAGUAUUUUAUGUUUCCCUUUUCUUCUGCUUUCCCACAGGUGAUGCUGCCGCAACAGCUUUGCGUAAGUGUUUGCUAAUCUCCAAACUCCCCCCAGAAAAGCCGCCCAGCCCUUUCCUAAAAAUUAAAAGUUUGCUCCUAUCUUAGAGUUGAAGCCAAUGUUCAUUAAAUACCGUAUUUUUCUCUCUAUAAGACGCACCAGACCACAAGACGCACCUGGUUUUUGGAGGAGGAAAACAAGAAAAAAAAUAUUCUGAAUCUCAGAAGCCAGAACAGCAAGAGGGAUCGCUGCGCAGUGAAAGCAGCAAUCCCUCUUGCUGUUCUGGCUUCUGGGAUAGCUGCGCAGCCUGCAUUCGCUCCAUAAGACGCACACACAUUUCCCCUUACUUUUUAGGAGGGGAAAAGUGAGUCUUAUAGAGCAAAAAAUACGGUACUGCUCACUUGCUCGGGGCAGCAAUCGGAGAGCACCGAUGUUUCUUUCCCAAACUCACGGGAGGGAAAAUGAGGGCUAGUACCUUGUUUUGCAGAUUUUAGACGUCAUGCCAGAUCCAUCUGGAGAAGGCGGCAUGAAUCCUGACUUUUCUGUUCCUCUGUCUCUCCCCUACAGAGUGGAGCUCGCCUGCCUUUUGCAGACAGCAGUGACAGCAGCGGUGGCCUAGGCUACCGGGCAAGUCGCUGCACGUUCCCGAGACUGGUAAUUUACCCGUAA